Messenger RNA from Scheffersomyces amazonensis, 1371 nucleotides. Its product is annotated as fructose-2,6-bisphosphatase. Gene Ontology annotation, molecular function: 6-phosphofructo-2-kinase activity; ATP binding; fructose-2,6-bisphosphate 2-phosphatase activity. Gene Ontology annotation, biological process: fructose 2,6-bisphosphate metabolic process; fructose metabolic process. Gene Ontology annotation, cellular component: cytosol. The record is from RefSeq and is a predicted model, not a curated record. The transcript has a single exon. Lineage: Eukaryota; Fungi; Ascomycota; Pichiomycetes; Serinales; Debaryomycetaceae. Bases 1 to 1371 code for a protein of 456 amino acids.
AUGCCAGUUUACUCAAUUUCUCAUGUUGAGAAUGUUCGAGUUUGCGUUGUUAUGGUAGGAUUACCAGCAAGAGGGAAAUCAUUAAUUGCUCAAAAAAUUGUAAGAUAUUUAUCAUGGUUAUCUAUUAAAUCAAAAUGUUUUAAUGUAGGAAAUUAUCGUCGAGAAAUUGCUGGUGUUGAAGAUAUUAAUGCAGAAUUUUUUGAUCCAAAUAAUAAAGAAGGAUUAAAAUUUAGACGAGAAGCAAUUAAUUUAGCAAUACAAGAUAUGAUGAAUUGGUUUCUGAAUGAAAAUGGUGUAGUAGGAAUUCUUGAUGCAACAAAUUCAACUCGUGAAAGAAGGGAUAGAAUUUUAAAAUUAUGUCGAGAAAAUUUAAUUGAACCAAUGUUUUUAGAAAGUUAUUGUGAUGAUCAAGAUUUAAUAUUACAAAAUAUUUUAGAUGUUAAAACAACAUCUCCAGAUUAUGUUGAUAAAGAUAUUGAUUUUGCAACCAGUGACUUUUUAAAAAGAAUUAAUUAUUAUGAACAAACUUAUGAAACUAUGGAUCAAAAGACUGAUUCAGAAUUAACAUUUAUAAAACUUGUAAAUGUUAAUACUCAAAUAAUAUUGAAUAGAAUUGAAAGUUAUUUGGAAAGUAGAAUUGUAUAUUAUGUUAUGAAUUUACAUAUUAAACCAAGAUGUAUUUGGUUAUCAAGACAUGGAGAAUCAGCUUAUAAUUUGACAGGUCAAAUUGGUGGAGAUUCAGAUUUAUCAGAUCGAGGUAUGAGAUAUGCAAAAAAAUUACCUGAAUUAGUAUUAAAAUCUUUAGGUGAAGAAAAUAAACAUACAAAUUUAACUAUAUGGACUUCAACAUUAAAGAGAACUCAACAAACAGCUUCAUUUUUACCUUAUAAAAAGAAAUUACAAUGGAAAGCUUUAGAUGAAUUAGAUGCAGGUGAAUGUGAUGGAAUGACUUAUGAAGAAAUUGAAAAGGAAUUUCCUGAAGAUUUUAAAGCAAGAGAUGAUGAUAAAUAUGAAUAUAGGUAUAAAGGUGGAGAAUCUUAUCGUGAUAUUGUAAUUAGAUUAGAACCAAUUAUUAUGGAAUUAGAACGUCAAGAAAAUAUCUUGAUUAUAACUCAUCAAGCUGUACUAAGAUGUCUUUAUGCAUAUUUUAUGAAUGUCCCACAAGAAGAAAGUCCUUGGAUGUCAAUUCCUUUACAUACAUUAAUUAAAUUAGAACCAAGAGCAUAUCUGACAAUAGUAAGUAGAAUUAAAGCAGAUAUUCCUGCUGUUAGUACUUAUAAAGAAAAGGGUACAUCUCAAUUAGGAGAAUCAAUUACAGGUAAAAAUAUAUCGAAGAGUAGAGAUCUUAUUAAAGAUAGUGAUGUUGUUUAA